AUGCUCGGCCGUCGAAUACUACAAGUGGUCAUUCACUGGCGAAUUCACGAGGUUGGAUGGAGUACCGACCAGAUUCAGAUCCCAGGAGAUGAGAAUCCAGCGCAUAUUCUUCAAGGCUUCUUACAACGCCCAGGUGAUGUCGAAAUUGGGCGAUUCUUAGGCUUGGUUCAGCCGCAGCGGUUCGUGGGAACAAUUCUUGACCACGGAAUUGAGGAUCAUGGGCAACGCUCGUUCCUCUUGGGAUUCAGGGAACAACUUUCUGCCUUCCCAGUAGCGACGAGAGGUACUCCAUGCAGCUGCUUUUCCAGAUCGCCGCGGUCAACCACCAAUCGAGGCUUUUCUGGAGAAGAUACGACUUUGAAUCCCCAUUUCGGCAUGAUGGCUGGUUCAAGAAGUAUCCUGUCUCUGGGUCGAUUGAGCACUUCUCACUCGGCAUCGACUAUUCCCGCCUUGAGAAGGAGCAAGAUCGUCAACGGGACUAAGGAGCUCUAA
Messenger RNA from Fusarium oxysporum Fo47, 492 nucleotides. RefSeq lists its product as uncharacterized. The record is from RefSeq and is a predicted model, not a curated record. The coding region runs from base 1 to 492 and encodes 163 amino acids. The transcript is spliced from 3 exons. Lineage: Eukaryota; Fungi; Ascomycota; Sordariomycetes; Hypocreales; Nectriaceae.